GAAGUAGAAAUUGAGCGAUAAGUAACGAAGAGUUUGAGUACUGUCCACAAUUUGAAUCUACCUGUAGUGAGGAAUUAUUUCAAUUAUUUCAAAUCGCAUCGAAAAGGCGCUUAAAGGCUACGCUUUCAAAUCAUCACAAUUCUUCCACGUAUUAAUUACAGACAUCAGUCACAGGCUCAUUUGAUGUGUGCCUUGCUCACUCGAAACGAGACGCAAACAAGCUUCAAAACGCCGUCCAAACAUCAAACGAAAGAGCGUCCCAAGAAGCAACAGCCGCAGAUAUGCAACACGCGUGGAGUAUCGAGAAAAAGCCAAGCCAAAGCCAUGUGUGCCCUGAACCACUCCACUCCACAGGGACGGACGGGGCUAAAAGAUAACGAAGAAAAACGAGGUUAAUAAUGGUGUGCGGAGGAAAUUAGCGAAGGUGAUAAAGAAAGCUGGGCAGAAACAAAUAAGAAAAAAAACACGACCGCAUCUGCGACUGUUAUGCUUUGCAAAAGAUGAAGCAUAAAUAAAUAAUCGAUAGCGGACCACCCAGCAAGCAACUCGGUUCGCCCGGUUGUGAUGAGCUGUGUCGUCUGAUGGGAAUUCGAUGGCCAGCGAUACGGGAGCUGGUAGGUCAGCCCAUCAUCCGUGUUUUUUUUCGCCAAUUUAAUGCACGGACGGGCAAGAAAGAGGGACGUAUAGCCCAAAGUUUCGACCUCUUUCGAUGGUUCGGUGGUGAGUUGGUAGCGGCGGGGUGAGUUCAGGGUUUGUGGACGCUUUGGAAGUUUGUCUUGUAGUCGAUCAAAAUUGCAUGUUGAAUCACGAUGGGGAAAGUUGAAACCGAGCGAGUGUUUUUUGCAAGAAGUGUGUAACCGUGGAAGCUGUCGCUUGACGGAGACCUGACCUUUCGUAUUGAUCUCUGUGCUGUUGCAAAGGGAGUUUCUUGGAAUGUGCUACAGAAGAAUUGGUUACUUGAACUGAGCGUUUAGAUUAAAUUGAGCAGGAUUAUGAGCGUCAAAAGGUGAAAUUUUGUAGGGAGGAUCUUGUAGAAUUCUUGGGAUAUACCUAAGCAGAAAAGAGCACAUUAAGCACCACAUAGAUGAGAAAAAGGGCGAUUUUUAAGAAUAUUUAUAAUAAUGUUAUCGUUAUCCAAGAGGUUCAACUAACUACAAACAUAAAGAUUGCUCUCCAAAGAGGCCCAAAGCGUCUGCUUAAUAGGGUCACAAAAGGCAUUGCAUAAGGGCGAACGAACUAAUUCAACAGUGAGGCAAUCAUACAACUCGGCCCGUGCCCGGCUGUAUACACCUCAAAGGGCCAAAGUAGAGCUUUGCGUUUUGUUUGCUCAAAGCUGCAGAUGCAUUUAGGUGGCGUUUCAAAGUUUCUAAGUCGUUUGCAUAGCUGUUGCUUACUUCUGUACAGAUUGUUUUCCUCUCCUCUUUCUCUCUAUCUUUGCGCCAGCAAUCGACAAUGGCCCAAUCUGGGGGGAAAACUAUUAUAAAAGUGAGGACGAUGACGGCGCCUGCCAGACUGUCAUACAGCACGUCAACGAACGCUUGCAACGAUGCCUGGAACUUGGUUGUCAUCGCUGGGCGUGUUCUGCCUGCUGCUGUGCUUUGUGUCAGGUGAACCGCGUCCUGAUUUCGCCCUCAACAGUACCCUCAUCGGGACGGUGCGUGUGGCCGGAGCCAUCGAUUAUACGCAGCUGGUCGUAGCCGAUAUCAAUGCGAAUCUGUACAUCAAUCUCAACUCCACCUAUCCGGGGCUGUCCGCGCUGCUCAAGCUAACGCAGGAAGUAGGAGAAACUGCCUCCCGCCUGCUGUACAAUGUGCUUACUCCACUCGAAUCGCUUGCGCCCUCGCGAGACUCGCAAGACGUGCAGCUGUUUGACGAAGUGCUCAAAAACAUUACCACCCUGCAAAAAUUCGUAUCAGUGCGACUCGUGGCAAUAAGCACCACUAUUGAGAUGAAACUGAAUGGCUUUCUUCCCUCGAAGUUGGAGGACGUGUUUGGGCGUGUCGUGCUUGGGCUGCAGGAGUUGGGCCUGGCGUUGGAGACCCUAAAGAGUGCCGUUACAGCAGUGCUUAGUGGAGGCAGCCAAGGGGAGUGUCCUCCAAAAUCCGUCCGACCCAAGCUUGUCUAUCGGGUGGUGUACGCCGUCCGUACACUUAGGGCUUACCUGCCCGCGGUGACGUACACACUGACGACCGUGGUCGAGAACAUCGCGUUAGCCGAUCGGUUCAUUGUGCGGCUGUCGGAAGACACGAAACAAGUACAGGAUCCGAACCAGUACGUCGAUCUAGUGCGGGCCACUACCGGCAUGGUAUCCAGGGCAGUAGCUACCAGCAUUGCCACAGUAACUGCUGAAUACGGGAAGGUAUCCGCCAAGCUACCGCAGUUUGCCAACCUUACCACGCUGAUGGCAUACGGACAGGUGAGCCAACUGAUGAGCUCCUACAACGCCGUGCUGAUGCAACUCGGCACCAUUGAUGCAUCGUUCGAUGCCUCCCUGGCGGACAUUGCGGAGAAACUGCGGCUCGCACUGCAACCGGACGAAAGCACGCCGAUGGUAGACAAUGCGGAGGUAGUCGCGACACUGGUCACCACCCUAAUCUCUAGCAGUCCGUACGGGCGCUUCUGUUUCUACAAAUUCUCCGAGCUGCUGCUCGGACUGACCGACACCGGACUGCUCGGGGUGGAAGGCUGCAUUAGUCGGGAGACGUUGCGGCUGCAUCAGCUUAGUUACGCACUGCAGGAGCACGCCAGGCUGCUGCUGUUCGAUCUGAAAGAUCUGCCCACCGAGCUGGGCGAAUGUAAUCUGCUGCCAAACGCGAACCGACGUGCGGCGUGUGUUACGACGGUGGUUGGUUUUUACACCAGUGUGGCGAAAAGUUUCCGAACCAAAUUCAACAACCUGUACAGUACGGGAUCGGCGGAAGCGGAUGCAAGCAAACACCGUCUGGCGGCGUGCGUGAAGGUGCUACAGUUUAAGCUGGUGGAUGGAUCCUCGACCGACCUGAACGCUCAGAUUCGGAAGUGCUCGAUGGUGGGUCCAGUGGCAUAGUUAUAACACGCAUGAUGUGGGAUGGUCCUCAUUGUAUGAAGAAAGCUGUUUAAUAAAAGUAAUAACAUCUGAAACUGUA
This is a messenger RNA of Anopheles arabiensis, 3125 nucleotides long. RefSeq lists its product as uncharacterized. Lineage: Eukaryota; Metazoa; Arthropoda; Insecta; Diptera; Culicidae. The record is from RefSeq and is a predicted model, not a curated record. The transcript is spliced from 3 exons. The coding region runs from base 1547 to 3046 and encodes 499 amino acids.